Molecule: messenger RNA, 2966 nt
Organism: Coturnix japonica (Japanese quail)
Lineage: Eukaryota; Metazoa; Chordata; Aves; Galliformes; Phasianidae
Gene: RMND5A
Product: required for meiotic nuclear division 5 homolog A
Biological process (GO): proteasome-mediated ubiquitin-dependent protein catabolic process
Cellular component (GO): cytoplasm; GID complex; nucleus
Molecular function (GO): ubiquitin protein ligase activity; protein binding
Source: RefSeq, a predicted model, not a curated record
AUUGUUCUCAGCUUGCCAGCAUUGGAACUGAUCUCUUAAGGUGUCACUCGAACCAGAAACCUGCUGAAGUACAGAAUGAGAAGGGAACAAACUUGAUGAAAGAAGUGAUUUGCUUUUUAAAAUCUUCAGAGAAAUGGUUUGGGUUUUUAUUUUCCACGUGAAUUGUUUGGAUCUGGGAUGUUAGAAAGCAUUUCUGGGCUGGUCUAUUUAAAGUAGCCUUCAGUAGAGCUGAAGUGCUGAGUGUGUGUGCCUAAAAGGAUCCAUCUUCAAGUAGAAUGAAGUUAGAGAGAGGAGAGACAUGCAGAGAUCAAGAUGGAGACUUGUCAGGGACAAUUUCACUUGUUAUGACGCAGUGUUGUAAAAGAAUAAAGGACACAGUUCAAAAACUGGCCUCUGAUCACAAAGACAUUCACAGCAGUGUAUCCCGAGUUGGAAAAGCCAUUGAUAAGAACUUCGACUCUGACAUCAGCAGCGUGGGGAUAGAUGGGUGCUGGCAGGCUGACAGCCAGCGGAUCCUCAACGAGGUGAUGGUGGAGCACUUCUUCCGGCAGGGGAUGUUGGAUGUGGCCGAGGAACUGUGUCAGGAAUCUGGUCUAUCAAUAGAUCAGAGUCAGAAAGAACCAUUUGUGGAAUUAAAUCGAAUAUUGGAAGCAUUAAAAGUUAGAGUUCUGAGACCUGCGUUAGAGUGGGCAGUAUCCAACAGAGAAAUGCUUAUGGCACAAAAUAGUUCGCUGGAGUUCAAACUACACAGGUUAUAUUUCAUUAGUUUAUUGAUGGGAGGAACAGCAAAUCAAAGAGAAGCACUUCAGUACGCGAAGAACUUCCAGCCAUUUGCCCUAAACCAUCAGAAAGAUAUUCAGGUUUUGAUGGGCAGCCUGGUGUACCUGAGGCAAGGCAUAGAGAACUCGCCGUACGUUCAUCUAUUAGAUGCAAAUCAGUGGGCGGACAUCUGUGACAUCUUCACAAGAGAUGCCUGUGCUCUUCUGGGUCUCUCAGUUGAAUCACCGCUCAGUGUUAGUUUUUCAGCAGGUUGUGUAGCAUUACCAGCUCUAAUUAAUAUCAAGGCAGUUAUUGAACAAAGGCAGUGCACAGGUGUUUGGAACCAGAAGGAUGAACUACCGAUUGAAGUGGACCUUGGUAAAAAGUGCUGGUACCAUUCAAUAUUUGCCUGUCCCAUUCUCCGUCAGCAAACAACAGAUAAUAAUCCACCUAUGAAAUUAGUCUGUGGUCAUAUUAUAUCAAGAGAUGCUUUGAAUAAAAUGUUUAAUGGCAGCAAAUUAAAAUGCCCCUAUUGUCCGAUGGAACAGAGUCCUGGAGAUGCCAAACAGAUAUUUUUCUGAAGAGAAGCUUCGUUAUGAUGCGGUUUGUAAGUGACACUCUGCAAUUCAGGUGCAUUUCAGGAGAAUUAAAACACACCUGUUCCAUUUUAUGCAGCAGACUGAGGACUCCUAUGUUUGUAUAAGCUAAUGCUACAGAAACUUUGCCAACAUUUAGUAUACACAUACCGAGUGGAAAACGCUACAGAAAUAUUAUUACCAUAGGGCUUUACUAUACUCUUGGUCUCCAUACCUGAUCAAGUUACUACACCAGCAGUUGUCAUUCAAUGCAGGUUUUUGUACUCAAUUAUAUGGUGACUUUUUACUUUUUAAAAGCAGAAACGGAUCCCCCCCCCCAUUUGUUUAAUAUUCCUCCUGCUAUCAUCUAUCAGUAUCCGUCACCUUAGAGAAUGUUUGUGGAAGAAGUUUUAUUUCCUGUAAUGUGUACAUAAUUAAACAGAAAAAAAAAAAGAAGAGUUUGAUAAAUUGAAUAGUGGUUAUAAAACUAAUUUGUAUUUUUUUUGCUGAAAGAGCUGUGAUAUAUUCUGAGGUUUUCUUUCCAACACUUGUUUGUUUUUUUUUUUUUUCAACUUUUACAUAGAAUUCAAAGUAAAUGUGCAUAUAUAUAAAAUAUAUAAAUAUAUAGCCCUGAGGGGCUUACCUGUUAAAAUCCAUCACUAAUUUAUAAGGGUGAUGUGUGGGUAGAUUACUGCUGGAACAGAGGGAAGAGGAAAUCCUGUUCCUUAGGUUUCAAACGUUUGUGUAAAAAAAUACUCAAUAAAACAAACUUCUGAAGUGGAACUGCUUUUAGUUGACAACGUUUGCUCUCUGUCCUUCAUAGUCAUGUUCUUUGGACUUUGUAUUCAGGAUUAGGCUAUAAAUGUCAUGUUGCUGUAUAGUUGAAUAGUCAUGAUAGUGUGCUAUUUAUAAACAGUUAUCAAAACCAAAUAAAUUGUAUAAGUAUUCAUUGUUAAAUGGGGGAAAAGCAUGUUCUGAUGCAGUCUUCUGGUCACUUGGCAGGAUUGGGCCCUACGUCACAUACUGGGAGGUAGCAAACUUUCUGUAGCUUGACAACACUUUGCUUCUAGCCUUGUUUUUGUAGUAGACUAUUACUGCCAUUGCCACUUUUUCUGCUGAAUUUGUCAUAUUGUUGACUAGGUUUGUACUCAUGAACAAGGUGUAGAUCAUGGCAGUUGGAUCUUUUUCUAGUGUGCAGAUAUUUGUAUUUAUUGCACUGUCCUAUAGUAGGGCGAGCGGCCAUAAGGCAUGCGAAGCUACGUGUAAAGUUCUAUUUCUGUAUUGUGGAGUAAAAAAACCCCAAGUUGAAUACUGACACACUGGUCGAACUCACUGACACAAUGCACUACAAGGAAGACCGUCUGUGAGACAUCUCCACCUUUUGAAUCCAUGUGGCACCUGACUUGAGAGACUGAGUUGGACUCUGUUGGAUCCCUGACGAUGGACGUCCUGGAUAGAGACACUGAGAGAGAAAAGAGAAGUCAAGGCAGACACGUUUUGAGCCUGGAGUGUGUUUGGUACGUGUGACUUUCUGCAAAGCUUCGAUUGUAUUCACACUGAGUUCCAACCAACCAGGUUACCGAGUGGUAAAACUAACAAAAAUAAACAGGUGAGGAUAUUAUUUUCCACGUA